Messenger RNA from Mytilus californianus (California mussel), 1184 nucleotides. Its product is annotated as cholecystokinin receptor-like. Gene Ontology annotation, molecular function: G protein-coupled peptide receptor activity. NCBI's taxonomy places the organism in Eukaryota, Metazoa, Mollusca, Bivalvia, Mytilida, Mytilidae. The coding region runs from base 8 to 1051 and encodes 347 amino acids. The record is from RefSeq and is a predicted model, not a curated record. Gene Ontology annotation, biological process: neuropeptide signaling pathway. Gene Ontology annotation, cellular component: membrane. The transcript has a single exon.
GGUACCAAUGGUUUUUAUAGGAUGUUUAUCGGUAAUAGGCGUUCCUGGAAAUGCACUGAUACUGGUGGUAUUCAAUUUAAAACAUAAACCAAGUGUUCAUAGAACUAUUAUUCUAACAUUAGCUACAUAUGAUUUCCUCUUGUGUGGAAUUACACUUCCGUUUGAAAUCUACGAUAUGAAAAACCAGUUUACAUUUCAUUCAGUAUGGGUUUGCAAAAUUUUCAGAACAAUUAAUUACUUCUUUGCUUUCAAUUCGGGAUAUACAUUAGUUUUGAUGACCAUUGACAGGUUCCGAAGAGUUUGUAAACCAAUGAAAAUUCAAAUGACGAUAUCUGUUGGAAGGAUCUGCAUAUUUGUAAUCUUUGUCGCCUCAGCCAUAGUAACAGCUCCAAAUCUUUUUAUUCGAGGAAUACAUGUCAUUCAAAUUAAUGCAAACUUAAGUGGAUAUGAUUGUACUAUAUCAGACAAAUACAUUAACAGCAACGUUCCUGCAAUAUAUCAUGGGAUUGUACUAAUUUUAUGUAUGCUGGGAAUAAUAAUAGUUAUAUUUUUAUAUGUGUGGAUAGGGCAUGCAAUAUUGGUUCAUCUUCGGUAUCAAAAAAACUUCAAAAUUGAUCGACGCACUUCUGACCAUUCUGCUAGUUUUGUGACUUCAACUUCUUUUACAGACAUAACGGACACCAGUACUACAAAUAUUACAAAAGACAGGGAGACAACUCCUCCAAAAAGGAAUUAUAGAAAACGUAGUAUUGGAAAUGAGAGAAAAGAAAAGAUAGACGCAUCAAGCUUUAAAAUAACAAAAAUUGCCAUCACUAUCAGUCUUUUCUAUAUUGUAAGUUAUAUUCCAACUCUCGUAGAAAGCAUACUAGAAGGCAUUUAUGGAGAAGUCGUAAUGUCUAAAUACUUAUCCAUACCUUUCAUGUAUCUUAUUCAGAAAGCCUUUGCCAUUAACCACGUGGUGAAUCCGAUAAUAUAUGGAUUCAUAGAUACAAAAUUUCGAAAUGAUUGUAAAGUGAUAUUUUUUCAGUGUUUCAAAAAAUGUAAAUAUUGAGCUAUGUAGAUGCAGAUUGAUUCUCUUUAGUAUUCAGAGAUUUAUUGUAUCAGGACACUUUUUUAUAUAUAUAAUUUUGUUCAAAGCUACUAAGAGGACGAUAUGGAAUGGUGUGCUGAAUUUAUCUAUUGGC